Messenger RNA from Anguilla anguilla (European eel), 2538 nucleotides. RefSeq names its product CD209 antigen-like protein C. The transcript is spliced from 6 exons. The record is from RefSeq and is a predicted model, not a curated record. Bases 447 to 1232 code for a protein of 261 amino acids. NCBI's taxonomy places the organism in Eukaryota, Metazoa, Chordata, Actinopteri, Anguilliformes, Anguillidae.
GAGAGCGGGAGAGAGAGAGAGCAAGGGGGGGGGGGAGAUGGGAUUCAAAACUCAGAGCAGAAACGAGACAUACAGUACUGCCAGUGAAAGUCUGGAAGAAAACAGAAACAACCGCAAAGACCUAGAAAAACAAAGAUACAGCUAAAAGAAAAAAUUAAUUUGAAGGAAACCAUUUUUAAGAAUCCAAAAGAAAAGGGUGUAAUGCGAUGUUUGGAAAAAAGUAAUUGAAACGUAAUCUGAUGGUGAAUAUUCUCAUGAACUUUUGUACUGCCUACGUUUGAUUAUUCUAUCACUACUUUUUCUAUAACGUUUCCACUGAAACUGUUUUCCUGGAGUAAAAAUAAGUAAUUAGCUCAAAUCAGCUGAAGAUAUUAAGCAAGUAUUUCAUAGCACACAGGCAUUCAAGUUUGCUGAGGUAAAAAAGUGACAUUCAAGAAAAAAGUGCCAUGGAAGAUGAGGAAAACUACACCAGUCUACAGGAGUUCACUGAGGACAUUUCUUCUGGAGGAAACAAGCCAAUUCUCUACAAAACAGAGGAGAGACAAGGCGUCCGGGGGAUGGACUGCAUGAGGAGACAGCCCGUCCUUCUUCUCAGCGCCCUGUUGGUUUCCAUCAGCGCCAACAUCGCUCUCGGUGUUCUCCUGUAUAAUGGCUCCAGCAGCAGCUGUUCACAGGUUGUAGCGGGCAAUACCAAGCCCAGUCUUCACAGGUAUGACACGCUGCAGAGUCACUACUCCCUGCUCUGCCAGGACUACAAUGAACUGGCAAAGAAAUGCACGCAACAUGGGGCCAAAGUGAGACAGUGCAAGCCGUGUCCGGACUCAUGGCUGCAGUCUGAGGGAAGGUGUUACUAUUUCAGCCCUGACAAGCAGGAAUGGCAAGAAAGCAAAAAAAGCUGUGAGGCCAUGGGCAGCCAUCUUGCCAUCCUACACAGCCACACGCAGCACGAAGCUAUGGAGAAAGAGGCACGGAGAAUCGGCGGAUUUGACUACCACUUCUGGAUCGGCCUGUCAGACACGGAGACACAGAGGGUGUGGAAAUGGGUAGACAACACGAUGGUCAAUAAGACAUACUGGGAUGAGUGGGACUCCGAGCCUGAUAAUAACCCUUCUGCCGGUAUCCCUGGUCAAGACUGCGCCGUCCUGAACUCACGUUCCAGAUCGUGGUUUGACGUGCCGUGCAGUUUAGUCUACAACCACAUCUGCGAGAUGGAGGCCCUGGAGACCAACUGAAUGGAUUUAACUGGAUUUUACAACAGUAACCAUGAGUUUAUGAAUAAACGUGAUCAACAGAAAAAACAAAGGAUGCUAGUGCCCAAUGUCCAAAUUUCAUUUAAAGAUCUGAUACACAUUGAUACACAGUGAUGAGAGAUAGGUUGGAUAGAUACAUGAAAAGUUCCAGGACAGUUAAGAAUAUUCAGUAUUUUCCAUGUUUUCGUAUGGUGACACAAUGCUAAAUUAAUCAGAAGACAUGUGACUUUUCCAAAUUAGAGGGGAAAAAAGUAAAUGGGACAAUUUGCUGAUAAAUAAUAAAAUUCUCAUUUUAAAUUCUAAAAUGAAUAAACUUUUUAAAUAAAUAAUCCAGUUAUUCAUUUCCACCUUAGGGAAGCUGGACUACAGUACCAUUUAGUGCCUUGUAUGACCUUGAAACGCAUUCCAAAUGUUCACAGAUCAAUCAAUCAAAUUAACCAGAAAGUCAGGAGAAUUAAUUUGUGUCAUUAUUCCAGAAGUUGGUGCUCAAUAAAUGUGUAAUUUCAUGAGUAUUGACUAAUGGAAUUAUAGACAACUUUUAUUCAUAGGAUGGUGUUUUAAUAUAGGCAAAAUAAUGACCCUACAUUAAAGCUAUUGGCCCUGGAAAGGAAUUCCUUGUGUCCCCAGAAUUAAAAAGUGUGGCUGUGUUCUGACAUGUCUAUCCACAUCCACAAAUAUAUUCCGGUUAAUCUUUUUUUUUUUUACAUGCCUCUCUUAAUCCCCCUAUUCGUUUCCCCACUCCCCUUUCAUAAGUUACCAUUCUUAAUCUUCAUCCUUCCCUUUCACUUCCGCAUCUGUAAUUGAAUUUUUUUAAAACGCUUUUCUUUGUAUGCUGCAGUUUGGUUGCGAGGUCCUGGAUGGCUGACAACUUUAUAUUAUGCAGAAGAGACAGAGUACAGAUGGCUAACUGUUGCAACAUAAAAUCCUCUCUCUUCCUUUUUCACACUGUUUAAUCCCUCGCUCUCACUUCCUCUUUCUUUAUCUGUUCCAGCCCUCAAGUGAAAGGAUUCUACAGGAGCUGAGAGGCUGACUGACUGGGAGAUGGAGGUCCGUGUUCCUGUCAACACAAUGUCAUCAUAUACUGUAUAUAAUUGCAUAGUGUAUUGGUAUUUUUUAUAAUGUGCAUUUUGGUCCAGUUAACCGGUUGAAAUUGCCAAGUUGUCAACAUUAAGUAGAGUUGGAGGUGUAUGUAAUAAAUGUGUUAAUAUAUAUUGUAUAUAUAUUGUAAUUCUUACUGUUGUUCUUUAAUGUCUGGAACCAAAUAAAUACUGAUUCUUUCAAAACCAUA